ACGUCAUCAGGGAGCGCCGAGGAAGAGCGACGGCGUGCUGCGACUAUGGCUCUAUUCCACGUAGCGCGGUACGCAGGCCCGGAGGCUUCCGGACUGGGGGAUGCAGAGGUAGAGGCGGGUAGCCGGGCACGAGUGCUGCUCGAGCGGCUGCAGAACCGAGCUCGUGAGCGGCGGCAGCAGGAACCGAAGCCUGAACCCGCCGGGGAGGCCGCGGAAGCGGCAGGCAGGCGGCGUCGACGGCCCCGGCGGCGGCGUGGCUGCUCUGUGGCUCAGAGCCCGGAGGCUCCUAGGGCGAAGCGGCAGAAAGCCGACUACAGUGUGCAUGCAGGUGGGCCAUGUGGCCGAGAUGUGGACGGGGCUUGGAGGCUUUUUCCUGGGUGCGCUGCGGGGUUUAUGUUCCCUCUGUUGUUGUGUCGCGCAGGGAGAGGCGAAGAGUCGCCUGGAGAGCUCAACACCGACUUAGAGGACUCAGGUGAGAAGCCCCCAGAGGAGGCCCCGAGACCCCCGGCUCCAGGGCCUGUGUUGGGGGACUUUGCAAGAAGGAAGACACUGAAGGUCCAGCCUUUCCUGCCAGCAUGGCUGGCAAAGCCAAGCUGUGUCAAGAAGAGCGUCACUGAGGAUCUUACUCCUAUCGAAGACAUCCAUGAGGUUCACCCUGACUUGCAGAAGCAGCUGAGGGCUAAUGGCAUCUCUUCCUACUUUCCAGUCCAGGCAGCUGUGAUUCCUGCCCUCUUGGAGAGUGCAGAUAGUGGGUUUCUAGUAGGCAGAGGUGGAUACCAACCUAGUGACCUCUGUGUGUCUGCCCCAACGGGCAGUGGGAAAACACUGGCAUUUGUUGUCCCUGUGGUACAAGCCCUGCUGCAUCGAGUGGUCUGCCACAUCCGUGCACUGGUUGUGCUUCCUACUAAGGAGCUGGCCCAACAGGUGAGCAAAGUAUUCAACAUCUACACGGAUACCACACCUCUGCGGGUUGCUUUGGUGACUGGACAGAAGUCACUGGCCAAGGAGCAGGAGAGCCUUGUCCAGAAGACGGUAGAUGGUUACCGAUGCCUGGCUGAUAUUGUGGUGGCCACACCUGGCCGCCUGGUGGACCACAUUGACCAGACCCCAGGAUUCAGCCUCCAGCAGCUCCGCUUCCUGAUCAUUGAUGAGGCUGACCGGAUGAUAGACAGCAUGCACCAGUCCUGGCUGCCCAGAGUGGUGGCAGCAGCCUUCUACAGUGCAGGCCCCUCAGGCUCCUGUGCCCUACUCCAGAGGACACAGCCCCAGGCUGUGACUGCUGCCAGCACUUGCUCUCCCCAGAUGCCUCUACAGAAGUUACUGUUCUCAGCCACACUGACCCAGAACCCUGAGAAACUGCAGCGGCUUGGCCUCUACCAGCCAAGGCUUUUUUCCACAAAGCUGGGACACAGUGGCCCUAAAGACACAGUUGAGAUGGAUGGAAACUUUGGAGGGAAGUACACCUUCCCUGUGGGGCUCACGCACCACUAUGUACCCUGUAAGCUCAGCUCGAAGCCACUUAUUGUCUUACACCUGGUCCUUGGGAUGAACUUCUCAAGGGCCCUUUGCUUCACUAACUCUCGAGAGAAUUCCCACAGGCUCUUCCUGUUAACACAAGCCUUUGGGGGUGUGAGUGUGGCUGAAUUCUCCUCCCGCUAUGGACCUGGCCAAAGGAAAAAAAUCUUGAAGCAGUUUGAACAGGGAAAGAUCCAGCUCCUUAUCAGUACAGAUGCUACUGCUCGAGGCAUCGACGUGCAGGGUGUGGAGCUGGUGAUCAACUAUGAUGCCCCCCAGUACCUACGAACUUAUGUGCAUAGGGUUGGGAGAACAGCCCGAGCUGGAAAAACAGGCCAGGCCUUCACACUUCUCCUGAAAGUGCAGGAAAGGAAGUUCCUCCAGAUGGUAUCAGAAGCUGGGGUGCCUGAGGUGGCACACCAUGAGAUCCCCAGGGAGCUCCUGCAGCCCUUGGUCCCUCAUUACGAGAUGGCCUUGUCUCAGCUGGAGAAGAUUGUCAAGGAAGAGCAAAAGCUGAAGAUGGCCUAGAUGGGAGCAAAAGCCCAGGGGGAACAUCCUGCUGAAAUGAAUGUUGUGUUUAAGCAAAAGAUACGGUUCCUUGGGGUUCCACUAGAAACAACCCUUCCCUGCAAGCACCAUGGUCAUCUUGGGCUAGGCAACCUAGAUGUUGGCUUGGUCCUGAAAAGUAAUGGCCCUUGGUUUGUACAGCUGGGGUCCAACUGUCUUUGGAAGUAAGCUCAGGUAAAGCUGAAGGGUGCCUUCAGGAAUGUGAUGAAAAACUAUGGUCAGCCUUAUGGUGACAGCAGAUUAAAGUGUGCCUAGCAUUAGCAUUUCAUGUCUACAGAGAGACUAUGGUGAGCCUGUCCCAGACAAGUCACUGAAGCCCAGGAAUAGGCUGGUUUAAGAUGUUUCCAUGGCUACUAGCCUUCAAGAUGGUACCCACAUAAGCAGGAGAGUGCUUGCCUGAACAUAGUCAAAGAGACUGCUUUUUGUAAAAUAUUAAAUAAAUAAAAAGAAAAAUC
Microtus oregoni (creeping vole) is the source of this 2537-nucleotide messenger RNA. RefSeq names its product DEAD-box helicase 51 (gene Ddx51). The transcript is spliced from 14 exons. Gene Ontology annotation, molecular function: nucleic acid binding; ATP binding. NCBI's taxonomy places the organism in Eukaryota, Metazoa, Chordata, Mammalia, Rodentia, Cricetidae. Bases 46 to 2043 code for a protein of 665 amino acids. Gene Ontology annotation, cellular component: nucleus. The record is from RefSeq and is a predicted model, not a curated record.